This is a messenger RNA of Daphnia pulex (common water flea), 1665 nucleotides long. RefSeq names its product carboxypeptidase B-like. Gene Ontology annotation, biological process: proteolysis. NCBI's taxonomy places the organism in Eukaryota, Metazoa, Arthropoda, Branchiopoda, Diplostraca, Daphniidae. Gene Ontology annotation, molecular function: metallocarboxypeptidase activity; zinc ion binding. The transcript has 9 exons. Bases 95 to 1477 code for a protein of 460 amino acids. The record is from RefSeq and is a predicted model, not a curated record.
CAUUUUCAGGAAGAGGCAGUAUAACUGUUCCAGUAGUGGCGCCGGUCGGUGUUGUCCGAAACCUCGCUCGCGACACAGAAACAGAAAAGAAACAAUGUCCCCAUUGUUGGCCACUAUCAUCUUCACUUGUGUCUUCGCCGCUAGUCACACGGCUCCGCAGGAGCCGCUGCAAGCCUGGACGGAAGAUGUCGUUUCCUAUUCCGGAUUCCAGCUGUGGUCGGCCACGCCUCGCAACCAAGAAGAACGCGAAUUCCUCUUGAAAAUCCGACAGGACUACGAGUUGGAGGUAUGGAAAGAGGCCCGAUCGCACAAUAGCCCCGUCGAUUUGUUGGUUUCGCCCGAUUUUCAGACGGAAUUAAAAUUGCGAUUGGCAGACGCGGAAAUCCCCUACGAGGUCACCAUUAGCGACAUGCAAACGGCAAUCAACAACGAGAACCCCAAUGUCACCGACAGCGGCGACGAGUACGAAAAUCGAAAAAUGGCGGGUCGAUUUAAGCGGUAUUUGGCUGCCUUUAUCUCCUUCUUUCCCGGUGAGGAUUAUUUUACUAAAACUCAACAAUUUCCUUAUGCCUACGGCCAUAAAAUGGACUGGAACAGUUACCACCGGAUUGACGAUAUCUACGGCUACUUAAAUUACCUGGCGGACUCGUUCCCGCGACUCGUGCAACUAGUCAGUAUCGGUAGCUCUUUCGAAGGUCGUCCGCUUUACGUUGUUCGCAUAUCCUCGUCUUCAUCCGGAACCAAACCUGCCAUCUGGAUCGACGGAGGUAUUCACGCUCGGGAGUGGAUUUCGCCAGCUGUGGCUACUUAUAUCAUUAAGCAGCUUGUGGAAGAACCUAGCAACGAGAGACUGUUGCAAAACGUUGAUUGGUACAUCAUGCCCGUCAUGAAUCCUGACGGUUACGAAUACACACACACGAGCAAUCGUCUAUGGCGCAAAACCCGUUCUUCGACUGGAGCUCGCUGUCGUGGUGCUGAUCCCAAUCGCAACUUUGGUUACCAGUGGGGUGGUAAGGGUACAAGCCGAGAUAAAUGUUCCGAAAUUUAUCACGGAGCCAACGCCUUUUCGGAGCCGGAAACGCGGGCCGUUUCAAAUUUCAUAAGCGGCAAAGCCAAUCAAAUUAAAGUUUAUCUCACCCUGCAUAGCUACGGCCAAUAUGUCCUAAUUCCUUGGGGUUAUGAUGUUCAAUACCCAAUCGAUUACAACGACAUGAAAGAUCUUGCCAAUAAAGCGGCUUCCAAAUUCCGUCGCUACAAGUACACCGUUGGCAAUUCAGCCGAUCUUCUCUAUCCAGCAGCAGGUGGCUCCGACGACUGGGCCAAGUCAAUUGGAAUCAAGUACAGCUACACGGUCGAAUUGGCUGACACUGGAAAUCAUGGAUUCGUUCUGCCCGCCUCCUUCAUUCGGCCCGUCUGCGAAGACUUCUUCCCUGCGCUGGAAGUCUUUGUCGACAAAGUAGCCACCCUCAAAGUUUAAUUUAUGUCUACGAACGUAUUAAAAUUAUCAAGUCUCAUAUUUUAAAGCGUUUUCCAACCGCCUUAGUUAUACGUCAAAAAUACAGUGCUGGAAUGCUGAAACCUAAUAAUAUUUUGUUACGUACGUAUGACUUAAGACAUCCUCUUGACAUGCAUACUUUCUAUAAGAAAUACAUCGGUUAUAAAAUA